This is a messenger RNA of Fusarium vanettenii 77-13-4, 1696 nucleotides long. RefSeq lists its product as uncharacterized. Gene Ontology annotation, molecular function: calcium/calmodulin-dependent protein kinase activity; ATP binding. The record is from RefSeq and is a predicted model, not a curated record. Gene Ontology annotation, biological process: cellular response to oxidative stress; protein phosphorylation. The transcript has 6 exons. NCBI's taxonomy places the organism in Eukaryota, Fungi, Ascomycota, Sordariomycetes, Hypocreales, Nectriaceae. The coding region runs from base 234 to 1340 and encodes 368 amino acids.
AUCCAUCCAUCCAUCUCACCUACUUAGGUCCUCUCCCUCCUCCCUCAUCCCCAAGGCUUCGUCGCCCUCUCCUUGGACUCUCCAAACUCCAUUGUCGUACGGCAGAGCGCCUCGGCUACGGAUACCGACAUCGCAUCAGCUUACGGGCUCGCCGUUUGCUCCCGUUGUAUCUUUUUUUUUCAAUCACCAAAAGCCCAACGGGAACUGGACGCUACCCCGCCAUAAGUGCCACCAUGAGCUUCGCAGGCAUGCUGAACAGGCUUCACGGCCAACCCGAGAGCUACGAUAAGAAGGCCAAGUACAGAUUCGGUCGAACUCUCGGUGCUGGAACAUAUGGUGUCGUUCGUGAGGCUGAUGGCCCCACGGGCAAGGUGGCCGUCAAGAUUAUCCUGAAGCGAAAUGUCAAGGGUAACGAGCAGAUGGUCUACGACGAGCUCGAGAUGCUCCAGAAGCUCAAGCAUCCUCACAUUGUCAAGUUUGUCGACUGGUUCGAGUCGAGGGACAAGUUCUAUAUCGUCACACAGCUCGCGACCGGCGGUGAGCUCUUCGAUCGUAUCUGCGAACAGGGCAAGUUCACCGAGAAGGAUGCCGCCGAAACUAUCAAGCAGGUCCUGCUUGCAGUCGAUUUCUUGCACAAGAACCAGAUCGUCCACAGAGAUCUCAAGCCCGAGAACCUGCUCUACCUGAGCAAGGACCCCGAAUCCGAUCUCGUCCUUGCUGAUUUCGGCAUCGCCAAGAUGCUCGAUGGCAAGGGUGAGUCUCUCAAGACGAUGGCUGGCUCCUUUGGCUAUGCCGCCCCCGAAGUGAUGCGCAAGGAGGGCCACGGCAAGCCGGUUGAUAUGUGGUCCAUGGGUGUUAUCACCUACACCCUGCUUUGCGGCUACUCUCCCUUCCGAAGCGAAAACCUUCAGGACCUGAUCAGAGAGUGCACUGAUGGUACCGUCGUCUUCCACGAGCGAUACUGGAAGGAUGUCAGCAACGACGCCAAGGACUUCAUCCUGCACUUGAUCAACCCCGACCCCGAGCAGCGCUGGACCAGCGAGGAAGCCUUGGGUCACAUCUGGCUCAGCGGCAAGAACGCCACCGACCACAACCUGUUGCCCGAGAUCAAGUCGUUCCGCGCGAGAAGCCGCUUCAGGCGCAUCAUCGAGAAGAUCAAGCUCCAGGCCCGAAUCCAGAAGCUCAGGGAUCUGGAGGAGGACCCCGAGAACUCGGAUCUGUCGGCCAUAUUCAGCGAGGUCGCCAGAGCCAAGCUUGCCGACGACAAGGAGGAGAAGGAGGUGCUGCGCGUCACCGAGGAGGUCACGAAGGAAGCCAAGCGCCGCAGCUUCCAGGCUUAAAGAGAAUCAUUGCAUUUACAAACUACGGGCGAAAGGCCGUGCGGCUGCAUGUCAUCAGCCGGAUAUUGAAAGGAUUUUUGGGUCUAUAGUUGAUGCCGCCGGAACGGGCUGGUAUGAGCCCGCUCGAAAGCGGACUGGGUCAGCAAGAUGAGAUGGAUAGGAAGAGGCAGGUCAUUACAAGUGAUCAUAUCGUGUCGAUUUGAUUGGAAGCGUUUUGAUUUCAGGCAAUGCUUUGAAAAAGGUGACAAUGAAUGAGGAGGUGGUGAAAUCAAGUCAUUCAUCUUUUUGAAUCCGUUACUCGUUGUUGUUGUUCUCUAUAUAGAAGUGGUAUCGUUGAAGCAACCAGCUACUCGCCC